AUGCAGAAGUACGAGAAACUGGAGAAGAUUGGGGAAGGCACCUACGGAACAGUGUUCAAGGCCAAAAACCGGGAGACUCAUGAGAUCGUGGCUCUGAAACGGGUGAGGCUGGAUGAUGAUGAUGAGGGAGUGCCGAGUUCUGCCCUUCGGGAAAUCUGCCUACUCAAGGAGCUGAAGCACAAAAACAUCGUCAGGCUCCACGACGUUCUGCACAGCGACAAGAAGCUGACUUUGGUUUUUGAGUUCUGUGACCAGGACCUUAAGAAGUAUUUCGACAGCUGCAAUGGUGACCUAGAUCCUGAAAUUGUGAAGUCGUUCCUCUUCCAGCUGCUAAAAGGCCUGGGAUUCUGUCACAGCCGAAACGUGCUACACAGGGACCUGAAGCCUCAGAACCUGCUCAUAAACAGGAAUGGGGAGCUGAAAUUGGCUGAUUUCGGUUUGGCUCGCGCCUUUGGGAUCCCUGUUCGCUGUUACUCAGCUGAGGUGGUCACGCUGUGGUACCGCCCACCGGAUGUCCUCUUUGGGGCCAAGCUGUACUCCACGUCCAUUGACAUGUGGUCGGCGGGCUGCAUCUUCGCAGAGCUGGCCAACGCGGGGCGGCCCCUGUUUCCUGGCAACGACGUAGAUGACCAGCUGAAGCGGAUCUUCCGGCUGCUGGGGACACCGACUGAGGAGCAGUGGCCCGCCAUGACCAAGCUGCCAGACUAUAAGCCCUACCCGAUGUACCCAGCCACAACGUCCCUGGUGAACGUCGUGCCCAAGCUCAGUGCCACAGGGAGGGACCUGCUGCAGAACCUCCUGAAGUGUAACCCGGUCCAGCGCAUCUCAGCAGAAGAGGCCCUGCAGCACCCCUACUUCUCUGACUUCUGCCCCCCCUAG
Lipotes vexillifer (Yangtze River dolphin) is the source of this 879-nucleotide messenger RNA. RefSeq names its product cyclin dependent kinase 5 (gene CDK5). Bases 1 to 879 code for a protein of 292 amino acids. Gene Ontology annotation, biological process: synaptic vesicle transport; neuron apoptotic process; axonogenesis. Gene Ontology annotation, molecular function: cyclin-dependent protein serine/threonine kinase activity; ATP binding. Gene Ontology annotation, cellular component: nucleus; cytoplasm. NCBI's taxonomy places the organism in Eukaryota, Metazoa, Chordata, Mammalia, Artiodactyla, Lipotidae. The record is from RefSeq and is a predicted model, not a curated record. The transcript has 12 exons.